CUGACCACAAGGAAGUGACAUGUCACGGGGGUGAGGAAGUCCCACUGAGGAAGAAAUGCUCCAGUGUGACUCCAUUGUGUGGGGCGAGUGUGGACAGAGAGAGGAGCAGAUGUUGUCUGCUUAAGGGGAUGGCAAUCCCAAUCCAGUCCUUGACCAGGAGCUGUCCUGUCACUGGCAUUGAGAGGAGCCCGGGGCACCAGGUCCAGGAUUCUGCCUCAGUCCGUGGUGCUUCUCUCCCCGAGCUUCCUGCACCCUGUCCAGCUUGAGUCAAUGUGGAAGAAGAUUGUGAGACCAAACACAGGCUAGACAAGGAAGUGAAGAGGCCUCAAAAAGCAGAAGUGGGCUGUGGAGACUGGACCUUCUGUGAGGAGGCUUGAAAUUGUCCCCCCUCCGGAACCUGGCAUUGCUGUAGGUGAUGUUUGUGCUGCACACAUGACCCCAGGGGACAGAAGGCCGUGGCUGCCUGUAGCUCUGCUCCUUCUGCAGGUCCCAGGCUGUUGGUGUCUGAGUGGCCCCACGUCCGUGACGGGCACCGUGGGGGGAUUCCUGAGCGUUCAGUGUCAGUACGAGGAGAAAUUCAGAGAGAUUGUCAAAUACUGGUGCAAGAGCCCAUGUUUGGGGGAUAUUGUGAAGAUUGAAAAGUCAGACAAAGAAGUGAGGAGCGGCCGGGUGUCCAUCAGGGACCAUCCUGCAAACUUCACCUUCACAGUGACCUUGGAGAACCUCACAGAAGGUGAUGCAGGAACAUACCGGUGUGGGAUCGAUACAUCAUGGCUCCCAGGAUAUAUGAUCGACCUCACCUUCCGUGUUGUGGUGUCUGUGACCCCAGACAUCAGCCCUGCCUAAGGACCCUGCCUGCCCCACCCCCAGCUCUGGAUCAAUCUCUACAGAGUAAAGCUCACCCCAUCCUCUGCCAGGGUAAACAAGGUAUGGGGUGGCUGAGCCCGGAGCCCUUGCUCUUUCCCACUCCCACAUGCCCCAGUGAGCAGGACGACUCUGCCUCUGAAAUCGCCCACCUGGCCAGGGUGCACCUGGAGAAGGGGCCAGGGGAGGGCCAGAGUGCCAGUUAGACUGGGUGUGGCUGUGGGGGGAUGUGGAGCCAGGACAUCUGUCCAGAUGGCCUGAGUGACCAGGACUAGGUGAAUCAGAGCCACACAGCUGACAGAGAGUGGGAGA
Molecule: messenger RNA, 1176 nt
Organism: Leptonychotes weddellii (Weddell seal)
Lineage: Eukaryota; Metazoa; Chordata; Mammalia; Carnivora; Phocidae
Source: RefSeq, a predicted model, not a curated record